AUGUCGGUACGCGUGCCGAUCGUCAUCAUCUUUUGCAUUCUACUUUUCCAAAUAUUCAAGAACGAGUUAUUCCAUCCGCUCUUCUGCAGGCCCCCCAGCUAUGGGGACUGGACAUCGAAGAGGAGCCUAGCCUUCUGUUUACUCCUUUUUAAAAAUCUAGUGAGCUGAAGGUCUAACGUCAGCAUUUUGUACAAUACUUUGCGCUAUAGUCAUCGCGUGGCAUUGCUAUAUCCUAGUUGCUUUGCGAAAACAGUUCGGAAAGGCUCGCUGAGCCUUGUUUCACCUUUUCACAAAGAUCCUUGUUGCUGCGCACGUUGCCGUGCUUGAUCACGGUCAGGCUGCGUACCCCGCUUCCUGAAAGCAUCGAAUGUACCAGCAAGCUGACACUUUCUCCAUGUACACAUGAGGUUCCUCGAAUAUAG
Messenger RNA from Amoebophrya sp. A120, 422 nucleotides. The record is from the annotation of a GenBank genome assembly. NCBI's taxonomy places the organism in Eukaryota, Dinophyceae, Syndiniales, Amoebophryaceae.